Molecule: messenger RNA, 2964 nt
Organism: Penicillium soppii
Lineage: Eukaryota; Fungi; Ascomycota; Eurotiomycetes; Eurotiales; Aspergillaceae
Product: SMP domain-containing protein
Exons: 2
Coding region: 1-2964 (987 amino acids)
Biological process (GO): phospholipid transport
Cellular component (GO): endoplasmic reticulum; ERMES complex
Molecular function (GO): lipid binding
Source: RefSeq, a predicted model, not a curated record
AUGCUUGUGGCAGCUGCAACUUCCUGCAACUUCUCUUGUGUGCUAAAUCUGUGGUCCCUUGUCUCGCUCAUUUUUGUUUAUUAUCUCGGAGCCGGUCUCUUCUUUACUGAUUUGCUCUUGGAGGUCACUCUCCCAAACUAUGGAGCUUUCGAUCCUCCCGCAUUGAUCUACUGGUUCCCGAUGGGUUCGCUCGGUAGCUUCCUCUUCGUUUACGCGCUUGGUGGAAUCACCUUCAUUCCACUCGUCCUAUCUUUUAUCCUCCUUUACGCCUAUUUUACUCUUCCGUCCGCGUCGCAACUGCAGCAAUCAUGCGAGAAAGCGCCCGAUCCCGUACGCCAGCCGAGCGAUGACGAUUUUAGUCUUAAGUCUGGCACCGAUCAGCUAGCAGAGAAAUUUCACCGCACCCACGAGUCUGAUGUUGCCGCCGGAUACUUUGCUGUCUGUCGUGAAUAUGUUACUGGUGGUGUUAAUGGAAAGCCUCCUGAGAGAACCACUCCCGCCGGGGAGGUCGUUGCGACCGAAAGUCCCAGCGUUUACCAGACUAUGUACCGCAGUCUAUUCGAUCGAAAGCAAGCACCGAGUAUUGAGCCAGCCAAAGCAAAUGGCAAAACAACCAAGCGGGCGCGGAAUGUCUUCUAUAUUGUGCUUCGGCACGGCCACUUAAUGCUCUAUGACGAUAUGAACCAGGUAGAAGUGCGCUAUGUCAUCUCCCUUGCUCACCAUGAUGUGACGAUAUAUGGCGGAGAAGGGGACAUCCCCGAAGGAGAGCUAUGGCUCAAAAGGAAUGCCAUCUGCCUCUCCCGGCGACUGGAAUCCCUUGGAGAUUUGGGAGGACCGACUCCGCCGUUUUAUCUGUUCUCUGAGAAUCUCUCUGAAAAGGAAGACUUUUACAUUGCCAUGCUGCAGAACCAAAACCGGCUCUGGGAUUCAGCUGAUCGCCCACCCAAGCCGCAGGAAUUCGAUACUAAACAUAUUGUCACUCUGGUUCAGCGUCUACACUCCUCCGAAGAGCAAUUGCAAACUCGCUGGAUCAACGCUUUCCUAGGAAGGUAUUUCCUAGCGUUAUACCGAACCCCCGAGUUGGAGGAAUUCGUGCGGAGCAAGAUUGUCAAGAAGAUAUCUCGGGUCAACAAACCGAACUUCAUCAGCAAGAUUGGCUUGCAAAGAAUUGAUAUGGGCGAAGGAGCUCCAUUUAUCACGAACCCAAGAUUGAAAGAUUUGACGGUAGAUGGGAACUGUUGUGUUGAAGUUGACCUUCAAUAUACGGGGAACUUCCGGGUUGAAAUUUCGGCGACUGUCCGUAUCGACUUGGGCCCUCGUUUCAAAGCGAGAGAGGUCGACAUUGUCCUGGCUGUGGUUUUGAAAAAACUGGAAGGCCAUUUAUUGGUUCGAUUCAAGCCUCCACCCAGCAAUCGUAUGUGGAUGUCGUUCCAAACCAUGCCGAAGAUGGAGAUGGAUAUUCAGCCCAUUGUCAGCUCAAAGCAAAUCACCUAUAGUCUCAUUCUGCGAACAAUCGAGAGUAAGAUUCGCGAAGUGGUGGCAGAGAGUAUUGUUUUACCUUUCUGGGACGACGUCCCAUUCCACGACACCUUGAACCAGGCAUUCCGCGGUGGAAUCUGGCAACAAGAUACUCCAGUGUCAACCGCCCAGGUAGAGAUACCUGAUGAAUCCGGUGAAGCUCCUCAGACUCCGAAGAGCAUUGGCAGUGACUCCAUCGAAGUCCUUAAAUCCAAGGACGAUCGCACGAUGAGCAUGCCUAUCCUUUCAGAGCCUGCAACAGCUAAGAAAGAGUCGCGAAAAGGUCUUAGAACAAGCCACUCCGAUUUGCAGCCAAAUGGUUCAAUUGCCAAGUCAACCGGGGUCGAGAGACCAGACAGUACACCGCUACCGCGAGCGAUUCGAUCGCCGACUGUUUCCCACGCCGCAGACCCCGUUGUUACCGCCGACAAUGCGAAAGGUGACAAGCGUGUCUCGGAUAACAAAGGCGAGGAGAAAAGUCAUGCAGCUAGCGCCAUGAUUGAGAUAUCAAAUCGGUCUCCACCUACAUCGCCCAACCGCACUCCUGGCAGCUCGCCGCCCACAGCUGACAUCACGAUACCGGAAAUCGCAGUUCAUAGUCGUGAGUCAUCAAUUGCAGACUCUAACGAGAGCUUGAGCCUUGGCAAAGACACUGUAAUACAACGACCCUCUUCCACUCGCCUGGAGGGCGGGUCUUUCUCCAGCUUGAGGAGUUCUCGGGCCAGUUCAUCCACCUCGGUGGUCAGCGACUCCGCUCGACGACGGAGCACCAUCGAAACUAUCACCAAACCGUUCACAGCCAACACAAGGACUGAUGACAAGCCAUCUGGGUCCAUGACCAUUGGAUCGGCCACUGCCGCCGCCAAGAAAUGGAGUAUGAGUGUGUUCGGAAAGGGUGACCAUACUUCUACUCAGGAAUCAUCGCGAGUAUCCUCUGGAACGCCCGAUCAACCGAUUGGGCGUGGGCAUCCUCAUCCACCACCUGGAAUGCCAUUGCCUCGUCCUGACAAAUAUGCUUUGAAAAGAAAUUCCGGUACGACCCCCAAGCGGAAACCUGUGGCAACAAGCACAACAUCCGAACGCCCCAGGACAGCAGACAAACAACAUCCACCAUCAGUUUUGCCUCGCAGGAAACCAAUGCCACCUGGAGUGCAUGUUGGUGAAGGCACUGAUGAGUUGCUUAUCGUGGAGGCACUUCAUGACUCCGAGCCAAACAGUCCAGCCCCUGGUGAUCUGGAAACCGACCAGAGUCUUAGGGUUCCAACUUCUGUCGAAGGCGAGAAUUCAUCAAAGGCUAAACCAUCUGGGGCUCAUAGUGACGAGAAUGGAGGGCACGAGGAUGCAUCUGAUGUUGGAUCAUUGCGCUCUGUUGAUCAGAGGCCAGAUUCGACCUUAGACAGCAAUGAGAUUUUAGCUGCCGGAAGAGUGGAGGAACCUUCAUCGUAA